Molecule: messenger RNA, 1383 nt
Organism: Radiomyces spectabilis
Lineage: Eukaryota; Fungi; Mucoromycota; Mucoromycetes; Mucorales; Radiomycetaceae
Product: mitochondrial carrier domain-containing protein
Exons: 5
Coding region: 200-1219 (339 amino acids)
Biological process (GO): mitochondrial phosphate ion transmembrane transport
Cellular component (GO): mitochondrial inner membrane
Molecular function (GO): phosphate transmembrane transporter activity
Source: RefSeq, a predicted model, not a curated record
UGAAAUUACAUCCAUUGUUUUUAUUUUUUCUAUUGUUCUUUGUAUAAAAGACAUUUGACGCAAAUAAGCUUAUCUUUCGGGGACACGGAAUAAAAAACAAAAAAUGCACGAAAUUGGAACAAAAUUUUCCAUGAUGAGACAAUGAGGUCAUACAUGAUGAAAAACUUGUAUAUAACGCCUUUCUUCCUUUUUCAGUCGAAUGCAACCCCUUAAGAUUGAUACGACUCUAUCCUCGGUUUCAACCAUGUCCUACAUGUCCAAAUUUAUGAUUGCUUCACCCAAUGAGAAGAAAAGCUCCAUUGAGCUAUACAGCCCUAAAUAUUUUCUUGCAUGCGGUCUCGGUGGCAUUAUCGCUUGCGGUCCUACACAUUCACUGGUGACACCUUUGGAUCUAGUCAAGUGUCGAUCGCAGGUGAAACCUGGAAUCUACAAAGGUGUUUUUGACGGAUGGAAAACAAUCUAUCGCAGCGAAGGUCUCCGUGGUAUUUUCACCGGUGUUGGGCCCACAGCCAUUGGCUAUUCGUUCCAAGGCGCGGGCAAGUACGGUCUUUAUGAAUACUUCAAAUACCAAUACGGCGUGCUCGUCGGCGAGGAGAAUUCACACAAGUAUCGCGGUAUCCUGUACUUGGGUGCUUCCGCCUCGGCUGAAUUCUUUGCUGACAUCUUCUUGUGUCCCUGGGAAGCUUUGAAAGUUCGCAUGCAGACUUCGCUUCCUCCCUAUGCCAAGACGACCAAGGAAGGCUUUAACAAACUGAUGGCCCAAGAAGGCUUGAAAGGAUUCUACAAAGGCAUCGGUCCACUCUGGGCUCGUCAAAUUCCAUAUACCAUGGCCAAGUUUGCAUCCUUUGAAGCCACUGUCGAAGCCAUUUACAAAGUGGUACUCAAGAAGCCUAAAUCCGAAUACAAUUCCAUGCAACAGCUUGGUGUCAGUUUUGCGGGUGGUUACAUUGCUGGUAUUUUGUGUGCUGUGGUGUCUCAUCCCGCUGAUGUACUUGUAUCCAAGUUGAACAAUAUGCCCAAGCCUGCGUCAGGAGAGAAGCCCAUGGGAGUGGGUGCAUUGAUCAAAGAAUUGGGCAUGAAAGGAUUAUGGCGUGGUCUAGGAGCUCGUAUCUUUAUGAUCGGUACCUUGACUGGUCUUCAGUGGUUGCUGUAUGAUACAUUCAAGGUCAAUGUUGGCCUUCCAACCACCGGCGGUGCAGAUGACUCGGAAAAGAAAUAGAGUUGUAUAUAGUAUUUGAAUACAUUUAGUUAUAUUGGUAUUUAUUCUCAUGAUUAAAAGUUAUUUAUGCCUGAAUUUUGAAUGGGAUGGUUCAACCGCAGCAAUCACCGACCAGUUACAGUGGGUCGUUUGUAUUUUUUCCGGCUUUUUUUUUUUUUUUUUUU